CGGAAUUAGCCGCCUGGAGCCAAACUCGGCAGAUGUGAGGGAGGGGCGCGAUUGCAGCCCCUCUCCCUUUACCAGCGGCGCCCCUCUUCUGGGAGAGAACAAUACAUCCACUUGGGAGAGGCGAGAGGGAGGGCGUCCUCGGGGUCCCACGCUGACACACGCUGACCCCGGGAACGGGAGAGGCGCUCCGCUCGCACCAGCCGCCCCCCCCCCCUCCUCCCGGGCUUCAGCACUUGGACAGCUCCUGGCCGCCUUCCCAUGCACGCCGGCGCGUCCUCCUGGCUAUGAUGCAGACGGCGGCUUCGGUCCAGGAGAGAGCCGCCAUGCUGCAUCAGAAGCAGCUCUUUGAGAAGUUCUGGAAGGGAACCUUCAAGGCGGUUGCCAUGCCCAGGCCGGAGAGCGUCAUCGCGGCCAGCAUCACGGCGCGCAGCAGGCUGACCCGUCCAGAGGCGGAGGCCGACCAAACGCCGAGCGACCGUCGGACAGACUACGCGGCGGCCGAUUCCAAGCUAGGCGACGUUGCCGACGGCGCCCGUAAGAAGCGUACAGCUGCAGACCAUUUUGUGGCCCCGACUGACGGGAAAAAGGGCCAUCGCCAUCGUCGCCAUCAUCGCCACCUUCGCCACCGCCUUCGCCACCACCGGGCCAGGAGCACCUCCUUUGGCGAGGACCUGUCACUGCCGCCCAAAGGCAAGAAGAAGAAAAAGAAGAAGAAGAAAAAGAAAAAGAAGACGAAGAGCAAGUCAGAGCGCAAAAGGCUGACCAGCAGGUCGCCUUCUUGCAGCCCCUCUCCGCUGAGGAAGAAGAGAAAGAAGAAGAUGAAGAAGAAGAAGAAAAGUUCCAAGAAAAGCAAGCGGCACAGAUAUACCUCCAAAAAGUCCAAACACAGCGGCUCGUCGCGUUUCAAACGAUCGCCAAAGGACGGCCGCAAACGGAAGCGAAGCUCUCGGAGCGGCUGGCGGGGGAAACGCCGCCGCGGCAGCUCGGCGUCAGACCGCCCGUCGUCAUCGGCGGAGGACAGACCUUCUGCAUACAAAAAGCAAUGCAGUCCCACGUCAGAGGCCAAGUGGACCAACGGCGGCAGCGUCUCCAAAUCAGUAAAAACAGCCUCCGUCCUCUCUGCCGCCUGCACAUUCUUCUCAAAGCCUUCCCGAGGACAAGUGUCCGGCCAGGAUGAGCGGUCGCACGACUGUGACUCCGGUAACGACACCUCAUCGCCACCGUCCUGUGAGACGGGCGUGGCCGACAAGAGUGAGGCGCGGCGGCGGCGUGCUUUGCCGUCGCCGGCCAAGCAGCCAUUCGCCGACAGGGACGAUGACGUCUCUGACUCUGGGAAUUCGGUGACCAGCUACGCUUCCUUGUGCAAAGUCGGCGGGGAAGACGGCUUGAGCGCCGCUCUCCUCAAGAGAGAGCACGAGGCUUUGGGAUGUCGAUUCGACACGGUGAGAUCGCCACGGAUGUCUUCCAGGGGACGAUCGAGCCCCGAGUGGCAUCGCCGGCGCGGGAGGAGCAUGUCCUCGGGAAGUUCCAGAUACUCCGGACGGCGGCUUCCAAGCUCGUCGCUGUCAUCUGCCAGCUCCUACUCGCGUUCGCCGAGCUAUUCGCUGGAUCUUAGGCAGCGGCGGGGCAGCUUGAGCAGCGUCAGCUCUAGAGGAAGCUACUUCAGACAUCGCAGAUCGCGAUCCAGAAAGCGAGCGUCGAGCUCUCGAGAGACGGACGGCGACCGCAAGAUCAGCAGGAAGAGACGAAGACGCAAGUCCUACUCCCCCGUGAGGAAGAGGAGGAGGGACUCGCCCAGCCACCUGGAAGCCAGACGGAUCACCAGCGCCCGCAAGAGGCCCGUCCCGUACUUUCGCCGCAGCCCUUCGUCCUGCAGCAGCCUCAGCGCCCCGUCACCCAGAAGCCUGUUCCACCUUUGCCGCCGUAGCGUGUCCUCCUCCUCCUCCUCCUCCUCUUCCUCCUCUUUGGCCUGCAAGAGCAACAGUCGCAGCUCCUCGUGGAGCUUUGAGGCGCGCCAGCGCAGUACCAGCAGGUAUUAGCUGUCCCUCAACAAAUCAGUCGAAACAAUUUGCACCCAGAGACUAUUUCGACGGCAAUUCCGCCUUGUUGCUGCUGUUUGGUUUUCAUUGUAAACACAUUUCAACGCUCGGUUUUCGGUCCUCUUCAGGGGUGUGUUAUGUUGUGUGUUGUGAUGUCGCUUUGAAACGGUUGAGGAUGUUUUGAAGACGGCAGCUCAAAUUCCGUCUCAGUGCUAAAGCAUGCGAGUUGGCGGACUUGGUUGACCUUGUCCGGGCUACAGCAACAUCCCGACUGAUUUUGAUUGCAUGAUGUCGGCCGUUGUGAGGACCCAGCUGCUUUGAUUUGCUGAUUGCAAGUCUGCGUUUGACCUUUGAGGGACUGCUGCGAGGCAGGAUAGCAAGGUCCCGAGCAGCAGUGCCUCAGCCACCACAUCCGUGCUAAAAUGUUUCCAAAUCUUCUGAAAUCCAACAAUUUUGGGG
Molecule: messenger RNA, 2498 nt
Organism: Hippocampus comes (tiger tail seahorse)
Lineage: Eukaryota; Metazoa; Chordata; Actinopteri; Syngnathiformes; Syngnathidae
Gene: srrm4
Product: serine/arginine repetitive matrix 4
Exons: 14
Coding region: 285-2039 (584 amino acids)
Molecular function (GO): mRNA binding
Source: RefSeq, a predicted model, not a curated record